This is a messenger RNA of Astrephomene gubernaculifera, 1314 nucleotides long. NCBI's taxonomy places the organism in Eukaryota, Viridiplantae, Chlorophyta, Chlorophyceae, Chlamydomonadales, Astrephomenaceae. The record is from the annotation of a GenBank genome assembly.
GAGGGCCGAGGCACUAUUUUGGUACACACUGUACGACCUGCCAGCGAAAAUCAUCCUGGGCUGCCUUUCAAAAGUACAUGCGUGCAUAGCGCUAAAGCAUAAACGUAAGCCAGCGCGCCUCUUGUACGCCUUACACACUUACACUUACCUCCUUGCAAACUGCACAACAGCCCGAGAGGUCGCGUCUUUCAGCACCAUCCAUAGCCACGCACCUUGCUUUAAGCUUAGGACAAGAUGUUCUUGGUGAACUGGUUCUACGGGAUUCUGAAUUACCUGGGCCUAUACAACAAGAACGCAAAGAUCCUGUUCCUGGGCUUGGACAAUGCCGGCAAGACGACCCUGAUGCAUAUGCUGAAGGACGAUCGCGUGGUUCAGCACCAGCCAACGCAAUACCCUACAUCCGAGGAGAUUCAAUUGGGCGGUAUUAACUUCAAAGCCUUCGAUCUCGGCGGCCAUGAGAUUGCGCGACGAGUUUGGAAGGACUAUUACGCCAAGGUGGACGCUAUCGUCUACCUGGUAGACGCUGCGGACCACGAGCGCUUUCCGGAGGCAAAGAAGGAGCUGGACGGGCUGCUUGGCGAUGACUCCCUUGGGACCGUUCCUUUCCUCAUCCUGGGCAACAAGAUUGAUAUCCCGACCGCUGUUUCGGAGGAUGAGCUGCGGAACUGGCUGGGUCUGACGUACACGACCGGCAAGGGCAAGGUGAACCUGAGCGAUUCGAAGCUUCGGCCCUGCGAGGUGUUCAUGUGCUCGGUUGUCAAGCGCAUGGGCUAUGGCGAGGGUUUCCGGUGGCUGAGCCAGUACAUCAAGUAAGAGGAAUCUGUUGUCAAGUCGACUGCCUGGGAUUUAGUGAGGCGGGAACUGACGCGUGACCGUCAUAACGCACCACGCGUUUAGUGGGCCGCAUACGUUGCGGGUCGCAGUGCUGGAUACAUAUGUACAUCAUACUGGCUCGAUUUUUUUCGUGCAAGCUGACGGUUGCCUGUUUGUUAGUGGUGGUAGGAAGGUGGUUAGUGGCGGGGAAAAACACAGAAGCCCCCGUUUCCCUAGGGGGACCGUCUGGUUUCAGCUAGAUUAGGCAUAUGCCUUCGGUGCACAUAGGUGUAUAGGUUCUUGACUUGGCCUCAAGAUUAAGACCAUGAAAGACGAAGAAACCAAAAGGGUUGAGAGGUUGGGGGACCCUGAUGGUAUUUGGCCAUUAGCACGCACAUAGCCCCUGCGUUGCUGCGGUUGGUAUGUUACAUAUACGAGUAUGUGUAACAGGAGGACAUGUUUUGUGAUGGGUAUCAAUCUUCGUAGUCUACUGGAAAUGCC